UAGUGAGUGAGCGUGUGGAGUGCAUGUGUGUAUGUGAGGGCGAAUGUUAGCCAUUGCUUAGCAAGGACGAAUGCCAUCGAUUGCUGUUUUCGUUUGUUUCGUUUGCAGCAACUACAUUUCGGUUAUUAUGACAAGCGGAAUAAAAUGAUUUAAAACGUUUUGUGCACUGCACUGCAGACCAGACUUUGAUUUCAUUGUGGAUUUGUUUUUCCUUUUUUUUCAAAAAUUCAUUUGACCAUAAAAACAAACAUAGUUUUUCAUCUAAUCAAACAUAUAUCGUUACUCACUCUCUCCCCCAAAUCGAAUAAAUAAAAAUCCAUAUAAACAUCACAAAAAAAAGCAAAAUACCAACCAAACAAAGUUGAAAAAAUUGUAAAAUAUAUUUUAUUGCUUAAUAAAAAGUAAGAAAAAACAAACAAAAUCCCACACACCAACUAAAAAUGCAUAUGAAAAAAAGUUGUGAGUACCAAAACCUAAAAUAAAUAAAUUUGUGAGUGAGUGCAUUUGUGAUGCAAAAGAAGAAAUUGAGAAGAAAAAAAUUUGUUUAAUUGAAGCAAACAUUUGAAGCAUAUAAAUAAUGUUCAAAUGAGAAUCAUAACUAAUAAAGAAAAUAAUUAGUGCAGGUGAUUUUUAUUUUGUUCGAAAAGAAAAAUUCAAAAAAAAAAACGAAACACCGAGUGAAAUAUCGUGUCCUUUUAGAAACGACUUUUUCUACCACUCCACUGCGAACGGGAAGGAAAAACCAGCGGAUGCAGCCGGCUGAGAUUAGGCUAAACGAGUAUGAUUGAACGAGCUGAAUUAGCUAAAGUGUGUGCAUAAAAAUAAACUCCUAAAUCCUAUAAUAAGUGUAAAAUAGUAAGUUAAUCAGCAAAACCACCAAAAAAAUAAAAAGAAAUUUAAGGAAAUUCAAAAGUGACAAGAUUUUUUUUAGCAAUUAAUCUUAAAAGCCUAAACUGAAAACUGAUUGGUAAUUUUCUUAACACAAGUCACUAACACACGGGAACUAAAACACCCCACAAUGUUGUCCCCUCAAAAAUAUCUUAUUGAGUGCUGUGAAAGCAUACAAUGCUUGAAUAACUGCACCUGCACCCAUCACAGCAACAUCAAAUCCACCACCACUAACAAUAACAACAGCAACCAAAAUAAUAUCAUGUUGUCCUGCGAUGCCUGCAGCAAUGCCAAAAGAAAAUCAACAACUGCCAGGAUAUUGCCACCAGCAAUAACAUCUCUACAGAGAUUAUCAACAUCAUCAGCAACAACAGCAACUGUAUCUCCAUCUCCUUCUCCAUCACCACCAACAACAACAUUCCAUAGACAAAAAUCUACACACUGUCUGGGGAGGACCUCGAGGAGUCUCUUCAAACAUAGUAAUUUAUUCAUAGUUGCAUUGUUAUUUGUUAUAACAUCAUGUAGUGAUCUCGUUGAGGGCGCUUUGCGUAAUGUCAAUUUAAUCAUUGAACCACCCGCUGUUAGACGUGGUCAACAUGCCAUACUGCGCUGUAUGUACGAUCUCGAGGGUGCCCCACUAUAUUCGGCCAAAUUUUAUCGUGGCCAAUUGGAGUUUUAUCGCUAUACACCGGGUGAAUUUCCAAAUACCAAAGUUUUCCCCUUUCCUGGCAUUCAUGUUGAUGUCACCAGCUCGAAUGCGACACAAGUGUUAAUACGCAACGUGGGCUUUGGUUUGUCGGGCAAUUUCUCAUGUGAAGUAACUGCAGAUGCCCCAUUAUUCUCAACAGCAACGGCAUUUGCAACAAUGCAGGUUGUCGAACUUCCUGACAAGCGACCUCUACUGUUUACCGAACAAACUCGUUAUGAGCCAGGUGAUGUCCUAAGAGCCAAUUGCAGUACUCCUCCAUCCAGACCCAGAGCAGAGCUUAAAUUUACUAUAAAUAAUAUGGUGGUCAACAAUGCCGAUGUACAAUACAUACGGACCAUUGAUAAUUUGAUUGCAUCGCGCAUUAGCCUGAAACUGCAAUUGCAGGGUGUACACUUUAGCAGCGUUAAUCCUUCAAACUAUGGCCAUGUUUAUGGCAUAAAUUCCGUGCAUGGUGGCGGCUUAGUGUUGCGUUGCACCGCAACCAUUGGUGAAUUGUAUCAGGAAUACAAGGAAAUUGAACUGGGAACACCGCAAAAGGAUCCAGUGCCAGCACGAGUGACCCUCUCUUCCGGAUCAACGGUCAAAAAUUUCAUGUCGUUGUUUUCAUCGGGCGGCAAUACAAAAACCACAACAUUGGAUUCUACAAAAUUGUUUCUAUUGACGGCCAUUUGUCAUUUCGCAUCGAUUGAUACAUUGCUGCUGCAGCUCUAUUCAAGUGUACAUAAACUGUUGAGGUACAAAUUUACACAGCAUUCGCAACAAAAUGGCGAGGGUUCGCAUUUACAACAAUUAUUAUCACAGAGAUAACUUUAUGGCUUUGAUAUCAAUUAAUUGCACCAAAAAUAAAAAAUCAAACAACACAACAAAACCAAAAAAAAAAAAAAAAACAAAUCCAAAUCCAAACAGAGAGUGUAAGCAUUUAUAAAUGAAAGUAAUCAAAUAAAAAUAACGACAACUACCACAACAACAACAGCAGCAAAAAGAACAAAAUUUAAAAAAUUGUGUUAUAUUUAGCGUAAAAUGACGUUGCUGGAGUUGAUUACGAUAGAUAAAGCGCGCUAUGGAUAUGGAUAUGGAUAAUGAUAAAUUAUAAAGCUUAUUAUUUUUACUAAAAGAGCGAGUUGUAGAGAGCAUAAGCAUGCAAACAAUCCAUUGUUUGCCUGUUUGUAGGUUUAUUAUUAAUAAAUGAAUUAAUUAAUUAUAUUUUUAUAGUUAAUACGCCAUAUGAUAUGAUUAAGAUUAACAACAGAGAAUUGUAAACAUUUAACGGACACAUGUGUAUAAUUGUUUAUCGAUUUCGUAAAAAAAAAAACUAAAAGGAUAACACAAUUGUGGUGAUUAUGUGUGUAUGAGUGAGUGUCACAGGUAUGGUCUAAGAGAACCCAAAACCCACACCCACUCUCCUACAGGUGUCAUAAUUUGGCUUUUGUGGAAAAAUAUAUACCUUAUGUACUCUAUCCAAUCUAAGAAAGAUAUAAAAGCGAGACAGAAAAGCAGUUUCUAAGGAAAAUAAUACCAAGUUUAACCAUUUGACUACCUGAUCAUUCAAUAUGUUUGAUAUGGAUACAUAUCAAACAAUCGUCUGUGGCCGACCUUUUCUGUACAACUCAAAACAUUUGCCUGAUCAACACAAAACGUCUUGUACAAUCAAAUUUCAAAUUGCAAAUUUUGCCCAUGAACAUUCCACUAAGGACCGGGGGCAAACUUCUCACAUAUCAAUGAGUGCACUCCGAUUCAAGUUUAAGCUCAAUGAUAAGGGGCCUUCUAUUUAUAGCAGAGUCCGAAAGGCGUGCAGCAGUGCGAUACCUCUUUGGAGAGAAGUUUUACAUGGCAUAGAACCUCACAAAUGUUGCCAGUAUUAGGAGGGGAAAACCACCGCUGAAAAUUUUGUUCUGAUGGUUUCGCCCGGAUUCGAACCCAGGCGUUCAGCAUUAUAGGCGGACAUGCUAACCUCUGCGCUACAUUGGCCUCCUUGCACAAUCUCCCAUGUUUACAUGAAUACAAGACUAUUCGUUCAUGUGUUACAUUCAUACUGAAUAUUAAUUUACAAAUGUUCUAUCACAACUUUGCAAAUGUUCUCACGAAAAUCUUAAAACUAGUCCACUAGGAGAAGCCAACGCAAUGGUAGCUUUGUUCGUGCCUAUGUUCCUCCAAGUAAAAGCGUGCUAAGUUCGGCCGGGCCGAAUCUUAUAUACCCUCCACCAUGGAUCGCAUUUGUCGAGCUCUUUCCACGGUAUCUCUUUUUAGGCAAAAAAAGGAUACAAGAAAAGAAUUGCUAUGUUAUUGAAACAAUAUCAAGUUAUGGUUCAUUUCGGACCAUGAUUGAACUGAAUAUUGGAGACCAUAGUAGAAGUCAUUAUGUAAAAUUUCAGCCAAAUCAAGUAAGAAUUGCGUACUUUAAGGGCUGAAGAAGUAAACUAGGGAGAUCGGUUUAUAGGGGAGCUGUAUUAGGCUAUAAACUGAUUCAUGACAUAUUCGACACGUAUGUUAAAGGUCAUGUGAGAAGAUGUUGCAGAAAAUUUCAGUCAAAUCGGAUAAUACUUGCGCCCUUUAGAGGCUCAAGAAAUCAAGAUCCCAUAUCGGUUUAUAUGGCAGCUACAUCAGGUUAUGGACCGAUUUGAACUAUUCUUAGCGCAGUUGUUGAAAGUCAUAAUAAAACACCUCAUGCAAAAUUUCAGCCAAAUCGGAUAAUAAUUGCGUCCUCUAGUGGCUUAAGAAGUCAAACCCCCAGAUCGGUUUAUAUGAGAGCUAUAUCAGAUAAUGGCCCGAUUUUAACCAUUCUUAAUACAGUUGUUGGAAGUCAUAACAAAAAAAGUCAUGCGAAAUUUCAGCCAAAUCAGAUAAUAAUUGCGUCCUCUAGUGGCUCAAGAAGUCAAGACCCCAGAUCGGUUUAUAUGGCAGCUAUAUCAGGUUAUGAACCGAUUUCAACCGUACUUAGCACAGUUGUUGGAAGUCAUAAUAAACUACCCCGUGCAAAAUUUCAGCCUAAUCGGAUAAGAAUUGUGCCCUCUAGCGGCUCAAGAAAUCAAGAUCCCAGUUCGGUUUAUAUGGCAGCUAUAUCAAAACGUGGACCGAUAUAGCCCAUUUACAAGCCCAACCGACCUACACUAUUAAGAAGUAUUUGUGCAAAAUUUCAUGCGGCUAGCUUGCUUUCGGCAUACAGACGGACGGACAGACGGACGGACAGACGGACGGACAGACGGACGAACGGACAUGGGUAGUUCGACUUAAUAUGUCAUGACGAAUAUUUCGAGGAGUUACAAACAGCAUGACGAAAUUAGUAUACUCCCAUCCUAUGGUGGAGGGUAUAAAAAUGUUUCAAAAAAUUGGGUUGGUGAUAUAGGCAAUUUCCAGGACAGCCACUGUAGACACAUUUGCCGUUUCAUCGUCUACCGUUCAAAUAUUUUAACAGGGUUGAAGAUUAGGAAACUUUGUGAUUCAAUUAGGCUAAUAGUUCGAUUAGCCUUAAGGUUCGAUUAGGCUUAAGGUUCGAUAAGGCUUAGUCGUGGCAGUCUCACUUGUGAUACUAAAGGAGCAGGAGAGGGAACGGUAGUUGCAGAUUUGGCAGAAAUUUUGUACAACGGCUUCUCCCAUGACCUUUAACAUACGUGUCUAAUAUGGUCUGAAUCGAUGUAUAGCUUGAUACAGCUCCCAUAUAAAGCGAUCUCCCGAUUUUGCAUCUUAAGCCCUUACAAAGCGCAAUUCUUAUCCGAAUGGACUGAAAUAUAACACAAUGACUUCUGCAAUAUUCAGCAUUCAAUUCAUUUAUGGUCCGAAUCAAACUAUUACUUAAGAUAGCUCCAUUAGCAUGACAGUUCUUAUUCAUUAUUCAUACUUUGCCUAAAAAGAGAUACCGCCCAAAGUACUCGACAAAUGCGAUCCAUGGUGGAGAGUAUAUAAGAUUUGGCCCGGCCGAACUUCACUCUCUUUUGUUUUUUCACUCUCUUUUGUUUAAACGAGUUGUAAAACUCCGUUGCCGUAACAAGGUGUCCUACUACGUUAUCAGUUGUGCCUGCCUCUAACUUUCAUGCUGUGGCAAAUAAAGGGUGAUUUUUUUGAGGUUAGGAUUUUCAUGCAUUAGUAUUUGACAGAUCACGUGGGAUU
This is a messenger RNA of Stomoxys calcitrans (stable fly), 5701 nucleotides long. RefSeq lists its product as uncharacterized. The transcript is spliced from 7 exons. Lineage: Eukaryota; Metazoa; Arthropoda; Insecta; Diptera; Muscidae. The record is from RefSeq and is a predicted model, not a curated record. Bases 1019 to 2404 code for a protein of 461 amino acids.